AUGCCUGCAAAUGAUGGAAGAUUUGGAGCAGCUCAUAUCUAUCUAUCUAUCUAUCUAUCUAUCUAUCUAUCACAGUCGAUUCGUAUCUAUCCAUCUCACUGUCUCUUGCAGCAUGGUUCCAUCUAUCUAUCUAUCUAUCUAUCUAUCUAUCUAUCUAUCUAUCUAUCUAUCUAUCUAUCUAACCCCGAGCUCAAAUUUUCUCGUGCCAGCGAUUAUUUUCAUAUCUAUCUAUCUAUCUAUCUAUCUAUCUAUCUAUCUAUCUAUCUCAGUCUGUUCAUAUCUAUCUAUCUAUCUAUCCCAGUCUGUUCAUAUCUAUCUAUCUAUCUAUCUAUCUAUCUAUCUAUCUAUCUAUCUAUCUAUCUAUCUAUCUAUCAGUCUGUUCAUAUCUAUCUAUCUAUCUAUCUAUCUAUCUAUCUAUCUAUCUAUCUAUCUAUCCCAGUCUGUUCAUAUCUAUCUAUCUAUCUCAGUCUGUUCAUAUCUAUCUAUCUAUCUAUCUAUCUAUCUAUCUAUCUAUCUAUGUCUCUCUGUCUCUGUCUCCCUCUCCCUGCAACACGCACUGUAUCACGCGCUGACCUGCGGAACGCGACACCUGUUCGAGUUGCCCAUUGGCUGCACGAAGCCCCUUUACACGUCCAAUCAAAUGUCGCGUGUCAUACUGAUUGUAUACGCAGUCCUAAGCUCAUUGCUACCGCUUAA
Molecule: messenger RNA, 696 nt
Organism: Acanthosepion pharaonis
Lineage: Eukaryota; Metazoa; Mollusca; Cephalopoda; Sepiida; Sepiidae
Source: the annotation of a GenBank genome assembly